UCACCCAGUAAAGGCUGCACUGUACGAGACUAAGCCUUACCGCCACCCUUCAUGUUAUUCAUCUCUUCAAACACCUCAGAUCCUACUGAAAAUAUCACCACCAACUAACAGCCAUAAAACCAGUCCUUUAGAUCAUAAACUGACUCAGAUCGGACAAUAUUGCUGUAGGAGGGUGUACUCCUGCCUCAUCUAAAGGGUAUUGAGUCGGAACAAUGGCGUAACCCUAUUUCAGUGGGUACGUUCACGGGUAUGUAUUGGAUAUGUUCCACUUGACGUCCUUGGUAUACGGGUCAACUUGCUCCACCCAUCAUAGCCUGGCAGUCACGAAUGUUGAAUGGAAGGCAGAGACGACAGGGCUUCAGUAGACAACUGACCCGAAGUUGGGGCCCUGAUGAAGGCAUGGGUUCGCAGGUGUUGAACAGUCGAGACCUCCAGCCUCCUGACUAUUAUGUGCCGCCUAAUAGUCUCAUAGAAGAGAAUAUACAGAAGGUUGUCAAGUAUGCGGGCAUGAUUGAUGGAGUUGCUGCUGACACAGACAUCACAAACAGGACUGAUGUUCUCCGAGUCAUUGACAAGGGGAAGAAGCAAGGACUGAUCCCAUCCAAGGUUGGGUACGAACAGGACGCCAUCUUCAGCCUGAGUGUCAACAACGUCAAGAUUAGCAGAUACAACCAGACAGAGGAUCUGUUGCUGCGGAUACCCAUGCAUGAGAUUGCUGCAGUAUGUUAUGUAAAGGAUGAUGAUCAGCAUAUUCUGGCUCUCAAACAUGGAACCCUGGAAGACUGCAGUUUGUCUGUCCUGUACUGUCAAUCAAAGCAAGCAGCAGAGGAACUAUGCGCUCUGAUUGGUCAGUGUUUCCAGCUGGUGUACACGGAGGCAACAAUGCAUCUCUUCGCUCCUCACAUUCCUGAAAUCUCAACCAGCACAUCUCACAGUGGAUCUUCCGAUGUUUCAGAUUCGACAACUGUGAUUCCCAUGAUUCCAGGGCGUCCAUCAUUCUUGACAUCAUCAAACUUUGAUCUCCCGAUUAUCACAAACUCCACCCCGAAUCCCAGAUCAGAUCCCAGUGAGAAGAGCAUGAAGGGGAGCGAGAUCAGUGUUCCUUCUGACCUCGUCAAAGAUUACAUGUUUAAACUGCAUCAGAAAAUGAAUCCAGAAGAACUGCGCCAUUUUGCUGAACUUCUGCGAAGGUUGUACAGUGACAUGCCGAUAGAUGAAUUUUGUGCGCAGGUGCUCUUUCUGUAUGGUCAAGAAAGGAAACAUCUUUUGGCAGACUUAAGUCCAUUCAUCCCGUCAGAAGAUUACAGUUAUUUCCUCGACUUCCUCUGUAAGAAUGACAUCGCCCUCCCCAAAACUGGGACUGUUUCAAGCUCCAGGAGCAACACAAGAAAGUACAUCAGACGGUCACUGAGUGAGUUGUCAACAACAAGCACCAUCACCAAUAGCAACGCCGACGAUGUGGAACAGAUUCUCAACAUGGUCACUGAUCAAAUUGCUCAACUUGAUACCAGUGAUACAAACUCGGAAUACUUUGACUAUUGACGCCUCCGUCACAGAAGGAACUCAUUGACUCUGGCGCAAGAUUUCCAGAGUGUGCCUGUGUGUUCUUGGAGUGUGGGACUCCCGUGGCCAAGGGGAUUGUUUCCUUGGAGAGCUCAAGAUUGGAGGUUUGAACCCUGGCUGCAUCAAACCAAAUGACGCUAAAAGAUGGUUCUUGUUCCUACCCUGCCUGCUAGGCGAUAUGGGAUAUGACAAGGACUGAUUGUCUCAGUUGGUGAAAUGUGUCUGAGGAGAGUAUCCAUAUUAACCUUUAGCGUGGUGUCUGUUUGCUUGGCACUAUAAACUAGGGGUGUCACGAUACACCAAUCUCACGAUACGAUACAUAUCCGAUUUUAAGGUCACGAUACGAUACGUAUUGCGAUACA
Haliotis rubra (blacklip abalone) is the source of this 1925-nucleotide messenger RNA. Its product is annotated as cerebral cavernous malformations protein 2 homolog. NCBI's taxonomy places the organism in Eukaryota, Metazoa, Mollusca, Gastropoda, Lepetellida, Haliotidae. The record is from RefSeq and is a predicted model, not a curated record. Bases 328 to 1542 code for a protein of 404 amino acids. The transcript has 12 exons.